Messenger RNA from Punica granatum (pomegranate), 2233 nucleotides. Lineage: Eukaryota; Viridiplantae; Streptophyta; Magnoliopsida; Myrtales; Lythraceae. The record is from RefSeq and is a predicted model, not a curated record.
GGAAUCGGCGGACUUUUCUAACCUCAGCAUUGUCCCCCCUCAUUAAUCUAACGGUUCAGUCACAUCACGGUCAACGGCAACCUUCCUCUUCCCCUUCUUCUUCGAUCAUUCCGCUAGCCGUCGGUCGACGUGGCUCUUCUCCGACGAUGCCGCCGCUAAAAGUCCUUUCUGCUCUCGACUCGGCGAGGACACAGUACUACCACUUCAAGGCCAUCAUCAUCGCAGGAAUGGGGCUCUUCACCGACGCGUACGACCUCUUCUGCAUUCCCCCGAUCAUGAUCCUCAUCGGCCGCAUCCACUACGAGGACCAGCCCGACAAGUUUGAGAUUCCCCCAGCCGUCAUCUCCGCCAUGGUGGCAGUGGCGCUUCUGGGCACAGCCAUCGGCCAGGUCGUGUUCGGCUAUCUCGGUGACCGGAUCGGGAGGCGGCGCGUGUACGGCCUCUCCCUGAUGCUCAUGUCGCUGAGCUCGCUUGGAUGCGGGUUCUCAGUCUGCAGGUCACGUGUCUGCGUCCUCGGCAGCCUCGGGUUCUUCCGAUUCCUGCUCGGCCUCGGGAUCGGCGGGGACUACCCGCUCUCAGCCACAAUCAUGUCGGAGUUUGCGAACAAGAUGACACGCGGCGCCUUCAUAGCGGCCGUGUUCUCAAUGCAAGGUUUCGGGAUCCUGGCGAGCUCGGUCGUGACAAUGAUAGUGUGCAAAGCUUUUGAUAGGGCGUCGGGUGCGGAUGCCGCAGACCCGACUCCGCAGUCGGCGGACAUCGCUUGGCGGGUCAUAUUGAUGCUGGGGGCGAUUCCGGCGGCCCUCACGUGCUACUGGCGCAUGAUGAUGCCGGAGACUGCAAGGUACACCGCUCUAGUGGAACAGAACGUGCUCCAAGCUGCUAAGGACAUGGAGAAGGUGCUAGAUGUGUCGCUAAGUCAGAUCGCGGAGGAUCAUCCAAUCCCGCCCCUAGCGCCACCUUCGUACCCCCUCCUGUCGAGACAGUUCUUCCGCCGCCACGGGCAGGACCUGCUAUCCUGCGCCAUCACGUGGUUCCUGCUUGAUAUCGUCUUCUACAGCAGCAACCUCUUCCAGUCGAAAAUCUACAAGCGCUUCAUCCCCGAUAAAUUCAAGGUCAAUGCCUUCGAGGCUGCCUUAGAGGUCGCCAAGCUCCAGGCCAUUGUAGCUGCGUACUCAACCAUCCCGGGCUACUGGGCUGCUGUCUUCUUCAUUGAUCGGGUGGGUCGGGUGAAGAUCCAAAUGAUGGGGUUCUUGUUCAUGGCGGCCGUCUACUUUGCCAUCGGCAUCCCAUACUACAGCCACUGGGACCACCACACUGAUCGUGGCUUCAUGUUCUUGUAUGGGCUCACCUUCUUCUUUGCCAACUUGGGCCCCAACACAACCACUUUCAUUGUCCCUGCUGAGCUCUUCCCUGCCCGGUUCCGCUCCACCUGCCACGGCCUCUCUGGAGCUGCCGGCAAGCUAGGCGCCAUGGUUGGGUCGGUAGGGUUCCUCUGGGCUUCUCACAAAAAGAAGGAGGAAGGCUACCCCAAGGCAAUUGGCAUGAUGGUCUCGUUGGUGAUCCUAGGCGGGGUCUGCAUAGUGGGGGCAGUGAUCACUUACUUGUUCACCCCGGAGACAAAAGGCCGGUCACUCGAGGAAAACGAGAACGAUGAUGAAGAGGCAACUGAAAUGAGUCUACUAAGGUGCUCCAGAAGUCAUAACAGUACUACUCGGCCAGGCUCUAACCAUUGUAGUGAAGUCGCUGCAGCUAGCAGUGCCUAAGACUCAAAUAAAUCAUCCGAGUAGCAAUGACAAACAUUCUGGUGGUCAUAUGAUCUUUUGAUGCCCACGCUGACGCACAAUUUAAUAUGUACUUUCUAGCUAGUCCAUGAGACGUACGUAUGAAGGCAGAGUACAAAAUUACGGCAUUUGGCCUCGGCGUCUCCAGCGUGUGGGACAAGCAUGCGUAAGGACGAGAGAAUAUACAUACAUACAUAUAUAUAUAUAUAUACACGUGCAGUUAACUUUAUGUAUAAAACCGUGUGCGUGCACACAUUCACAGGGUGACAGGAAAGCAUAGGGGCAUGAGGUUAUGGUGUUUAGGUUGCAAAGGGCUCCUUAUACAAACAAUGUACAUAUACUUUGUCUAUGUGUUGUAAAUUUGUAAUGUGUUCCACGAACCGUAUUUAUGUUGCAGUAUAUUCUCAGUCCUUUUAUUCUUUGAGCAAGUAUCCAAUGCUCAGAAUAACCAA